GCAGGAAAAUGAGGGGCGGCACCGUGUUCCUUAAAAGGGAGAACACAUUUCCCCACUGUCUAUCCAAUCUAGAUUCCUCUUCCCCCUCUUAUCAGGGAUGCGGAAAGCGUAUCCCAGGACCGCGCUACGGCCCCGCCUCUUCUUGAGGACGGGCACGUGAUGCCGGAAGUGGGUGGGGGUAAUAUGGUGGCGUUUCCGGCAGGCCCCGGCUGCUGAAAGCCGGGGUGGGGGAGUUGGUUCGGGUCCGGGUUCCUGUCCCGGUCCCGCCGAGGCGGCGACCGCGAUAGGAGGAAGGACGUGUUGGACGCGCUGGCUCACCGCCACUAUACAUUGCAGCCUUAACUCAACAUGAACUAUAUGCCCGGCACCGCCAGCCUCAUCGAGGACAUCGACAAAAAGCACUUGGUCCUGCUUCGAGAUGGAAGGACGCUUAUAGGCUUUUUAAGAAGCAUUGAUCAGUUUGCUAACUUAGUGCUACAUCAGACUGUGGAGCGUAUUCAUGUGGGCAAAAAAUACGGUGAUAUUCCUCGAGGGAUUUUUGUGGUCAGAGGAGAAAAUGUGGUCCUACUAGGAGAAAUAGACUUAGAAAAGGAGAGUGACACACCCCUCCAGCAAGUGUCUAUUGAAGAAAUCCUAGAAGAACAGAGGGUGGAGCAGCAGACCAAGCUGGAAGCCGAGAAGCUGAAAGUCCAGGCCCUGAAGGAUCGAGGCCUGUCCAUCCCUCGAGCAGAUACUCUUGAUGAGUAUUGAGUCUUCUGCUCAGAGGCUGUAGCUCCUGGGGAGCAGGGGCUGUCACCAAACCAAGUGACACAUUUGAGGAGAGACUGCAGAGCUUUGAAAAGUCAUUUUUAUUUGGAAUUCUUUCACAUAUGCAACAUGAAGAAAUCGUGCGUUUUGUUUGUUUUUUUAAUAACAAAAUCGUUUAAAGAAAACAGUGGCAUGGACUCCUUUCACACGUCACUGUGGACCCAGCAACUACUUCUUUAUAUUGCUCUUCUCAACCCAAAUUAGUGGUUACAGGGAAUAUUCUUCAUUUGCUUGUAAAUAAAACAUGAAUCUCAAAA
Molecule: messenger RNA, 1064 nt
Organism: Mesoplodon densirostris (Blainville's beaked whale)
Lineage: Eukaryota; Metazoa; Chordata; Mammalia; Artiodactyla; Ziphiidae
Gene: LSM1
Product: LSM1 homolog, mRNA degradation associated
Exons: 4
Coding region: 349-750 (133 amino acids)
Biological process (GO): deadenylation-dependent decapping of nuclear-transcribed mRNA
Cellular component (GO): Lsm1-7-Pat1 complex; P-body
Molecular function (GO): RNA cap binding
Source: RefSeq, a predicted model, not a curated record